AGUCAGUUAAAAAGUUGCAGGAAAAAAUAUCGACAACACGGAAGUGUCAAGAUGGCUCCAAGUGGACUGAAGGCGGUAGUCGGAGAGAAAAUCCUGAAUGGAGUUAUCAAAAGUGUGAAGAAGGAUGGAGAAUGGAAGGUGCUCAUUGUGGACCACAUCAGCAUGCGAAUCCUGUCCUCCUGCUGCAAGAUGUCAGAUAUCAUGGCAGAGGGGGUGACUAUUGUGGAGGACAUCAACAAGUGCAGGGAACCCAUCUCCAGCCUGGAGGCCAUUUAUCUGAUCUCUCCUUCAAAGAAGUCGGUUCAUGCUCUUAUCAAUGACUUCAAAGAGAAUGCUUUCACCUACAAAGCGGCACACAUCUUCUUUACAGACAAUUGCCCAGAUGCUCUGUUUGCUGACAUUGGGAGGUCCAGAGUUGCCAGAGUCAUCAAGACUCUGAAGGAGAUCAACGUGGCUUUCCUGCCGUACGAAUCCCAGGUAUUUUCCCUUGACGAUCCCAGCUCCCUGCACUUGUUCUACAGUCCAGUUGGAGAUGGGAAUAAAGACAGAAUGAUGGAGACUCUGGCAGAGCAGAUCGCCACUCUCUGUGACACCCUGAAGGAGUACCCUGCCAUCCGCUACCGCAGCGGUCCUGACGAGAAUGCUAGACUGGCUGAGGAGGUGUAUCAGCGUCUGAAUGCCCAUAAAGCAGACAACCCCAGCAUGGGAGAGGGUCCUGACAAGGCCAGGUCACAGCUAUUAAUUGUGGAUCGUGGCUUUGACCCCAUCUCUCCCAUUCUGCACGAGCUGACAUUCCAGGCCAUGGUCUAUGACCUUCUUGACAUCAACCAGGACAUCUACAAAUAUCAGACGACUGGGAUCGGGGACUCUAAGGAGAAGGAGGUUCUUCUGGACGAAGACGAUGAGCUGUGGAUCCAGCUGAGACACAUGCACAUAGCUGACGUCACCAAGAAAGUGACGGAGCUGCUGCGUGUGUUCUGUGAGAGCAAGAGGAUGUCCACUGAUAAGGCCAAUAUCAAAGACCUGUCUCAGAUGUUGAAGAAGAUGCCACAGUACCAGAAGGAACUCAGCUUGUACUCCACUCACCUGCACCUGGCUGAGGCCUGCAUGAAGAAAUUCAAAGCCUCGGUGGACAAGCUGUGUGAGGUGGAACAGGUUUCCCAGGACCUGGCCAUGGGGACUGAUGUAGAUGGGGAACCCCUGAAGGAUGCCAUGAAGAGCAUCGUCCCUGUACUCCUCAACACCGACAUCGACCCCUACAACAAGAUCCGCAUCAUACUACUCUAUGUCUUCCACAAGAAGAAGGGCAUUGGAGAGGAGAAUCUGACCAAGUUAAUCCAGCACGCCAACGUGCAGGCAAACCGCAACAUCAUCACCAACCUACAGCACCUGGGCUGCCCCAUCAUCGCAGGGGCUCCCAAUGCUGGGAAAACACUGCCUGAGAAGAAAGAGAGCAAGGAGAGCACAUACCAGCUCUCCCGAUGGACACCCACCAUCAAAGAUGUGAUGGAGAAUGCCAUAACAGACAAGCUGGACAGGAAGCAGUGGCCGUUCAUCUCUGACCCUGCCCCCAUUAACACCAUGCAGACGACAGUCAGCAGUGCUCGGUUUGGACAAUGGCACAAGAACAAGUCUCCAACGGAGUAUCGUUCCGGCCCUCGGCUCAUCAUCUUCAUGAUCGGAGGUGUGUCCCACUCCGAGAUGCGCUCCGCCUACGAGGUCACUCGAGCCACCGAUGGAAAAUGGGAGGUCCUGAUUGGUUCGUCUCACAUUGUCACACCCACCAGCUUCCUAAAUGAUCUGAAGAAGCUGGACCUGGAUCCAACUCCUGAAAGCUAGAUAUGUCCUCGGCCUGGAAGGGAGCUGUUCUGAGUCUGCAGAGAGAAUGGAUCUGAACACAAACCUGGAUUCAAAUUGUGCUUGUUUUCUUUCAAAUAUGUUGAGUGUUUCGAUUAAGCCUGCUGGGAGUGCCAGAUCAGUGGGAUUUGCAGUUUGCACUUUUCGGACUGUUCCAGUGGUUCUUUUGGGUUAGACAAGUUCAAUUAAGCACAGUUAAAGUAUUUGAAAGAGAACAAAUACUAUUUGAACCCUGGUCUGCUCAUUAUGAGACGCUUGUGUACUCGUCUAACUGUAAAACAAAGUGCCGGUUUAAGAUGUAGUCAUUAAAGGGAGAGUAUCUUUUGAUUCUCAAUCUUUUAUUGAAUUUCUUUAAUUACGAUUGAAGUAAAAUAAAUUAUGUACAUACGUAUUAAUGUAAUGCUGUGAUGGACAUUUUUUGCUCUGAAUAUUAAAUUAAAACAGUCCUUAUAUUAUGAGGAUCAUUUUAAUCUGUCUCUGUCUUCAACUGUAAUUGAGUUACAAAUAUGGGUUGCAUCUCAAGUCUAAAGUGGCUUCUUCUCCUUUUGUCCUGUUAGUGCAGAUGAACUAAAGGACAUAAGGAGCAGUGGCCUCUAGACUAUUGAGAUGCAACUUUUGUGUUGGGACCAUUAAAUAUUUGUGCCUCUCCCAAGUUACAUUUGUUUUCGUAUGUCUAAAUGUCUUUACUACUGUAGUGUAGUAACAUGCACUUUCAUGUUUGGGCCUUUGUCUUUUAGUCAAUUAUGAAUAAACAAUAUGCAUACAUUUUA
Oncorhynchus masou masou (cherry salmon) is the source of this 2627-nucleotide messenger RNA. RefSeq names its product syntaxin-binding protein 2-like. Gene Ontology annotation, molecular function: syntaxin-1 binding; syntaxin-3 binding. Gene Ontology annotation, biological process: neurotransmitter secretion; intracellular protein transport; vesicle-mediated transport. The transcript is spliced from 18 exons. Lineage: Eukaryota; Metazoa; Chordata; Actinopteri; Salmoniformes; Salmonidae. The record is from RefSeq and is a predicted model, not a curated record. Gene Ontology annotation, cellular component: plasma membrane; secretory granule. Bases 52 to 1839 code for a protein of 595 amino acids.